Pollicipes pollicipes is the source of this 1402-nucleotide messenger RNA. RefSeq names its product serine protease easter. The transcript has 4 exons. NCBI's taxonomy places the organism in Eukaryota, Metazoa, Arthropoda, Thecostraca, Pollicipedomorpha, Pollicipedidae. Gene Ontology annotation, biological process: proteolysis. The record is from RefSeq and is a predicted model, not a curated record. The coding region runs from base 299 to 721 and encodes 140 amino acids. Gene Ontology annotation, molecular function: serine-type endopeptidase activity.
GGCAUCCUCACGCAAAUCCUGUUAUUUUGCAGAGUGAAGGUGCUACUGGGCGACUUGAACAUUGCCACGACCACAGAAGAAAGCACCCAGUACCCGCCCAGAGUGUACAAUGUGGAAAAAGCCAUAAAGCAUCCGGAAUAUAAACGGGUUUUCAGAGGAAACGGCAAAGGAUUGUUCAAUGACAUUGCCCUCGUCAAGCUUACGGAGCGCAUCUCGAUAUCCCUAGGACCGAUGGCUGCGGUCUGCAUCAUCGAGCAUCGAUAGCUUUUUGCAAUCGAUCUCUCCGCCUACAGCCGUGAUGAAGCCGCUGUGCAUCUCCGAUUCCUCCCGCCCCGCCUCCGACCUGGACGGCCAGCAGGUCUACGUCGCCGGCUGGGGCGCGACCGAGUUCGCUGGGCCCACCGAGGCCUUGAUGCAGUGGGCCCGGAUCAACGUCACGCGCCACGAUCAGUGCCAGGAGGCGUACUCCCGCCAGAACACGGCCGUGGACAACACGCAAAUCUGCGCCAACGGCGAGAAUGACCUCGGCGGAGUCGACACCUGCAGGGGCGACAGUGGGGGUCCUCUGAUGGAGCGUCGGAACCACAGGAACCAGGAAACCUCGUACGCCGCGGGCGUCGUCUCCUUCGGCUCCGGCUGCGGCAACGUCAACUUCCCGGGUGUCUACACCCAUGUGGAGAGCUUUCUCGACUGGAUCGGCUGCACGGUGGCGAAGAACUGACCACCUUACGAUAGGGUGGCGGGGGGGGGGGGGGGCGGCAGGAGCAGUGCUGCAAUAAAGCGUGAUGCUGCGCUGGAACGUCCCUGUUCAGUGCGGAGGCAUCCUCGUGCGGCGAUGUAGCGUGCUUUUAUUAAUGCUUAAGAGUCCCUAUGCGAUGCCGAAGUGUCACUGUGUGUAAUAUUUAGGAGUCCUUGUGUGAUGCGAAGAGCACCUGUGCAUUCGGCGUCUUUGUGUUUCUCGAGCGCCCUGUGUUUUCUAAGUGUCUUUGUGUUACUGAAUCAUGCCCGUGUUUCUGAAGUGUGCCUGCAUUGCUGAAGCGUGCCUGUGUUUCUGAAGCGUCCCUUUAUUUCUGAAGCGUUCGACCGACGGACGCUAGGAACUCUGACCCGGCGGGGUGGUCGGCUGGACGAUGUUGAAGUGUGCGGUUUGAGUAGAAUGUGAUGUGACCAGGAUGGAGGCCGUAACUUGGCGUCUUUUGAGAACGCCACCGAGUGCUCCAGAGGCUGUGGGCUGCUGUCACCUAACACAGAUUUUCUUUGCUUUGCUUGGUAUUGUAGAAGGACUAGUCGGCAGCAUCGAUGCUUCCCUCCGGGGGUUUGGGUGCGCUGCUUUUUUUAUCUGGCUUGAUCUGCAAUCGCCUUACGCUGCCUUAUCUGACAAAUACACGCUUCAUUUUAGGAU